CCUCGGCCAUUCGCCGUACACUCAACAGAUUGAGGUGUGGCCAUCGAGGGCAGCCAUUUUCUUGAUUUUCUGUCGCAAGAUUUCAGGUAAAUACGCAAAUAUAUCUUAAAUUAACGCCGACCAGAGUGGUGAGAGGGUGCGUGGUGCGUCGUGUGCGCGGACGUCGCGAGCAUUUUCCGGGCGCGUUGGAGAUCCCACCGGGACGUCGGGCUCCUCUAAUACGGUGCUAAAAAGAGGGGAAAAAAAAAGGAGCCGCCUUCUCCGUGAGGGAGAGAGAGAGAGAGAGAGAGAGAGAAGGAGAAAGCGAGACGAGGAUAAGUAGACGGGGAGGGGGAGAAAAAGAGAGAGAAAGAGAGAGAGCAGGUCGCGCCAGCUCUCGAGGGAGUGCCAUGCGUCGCGAAUCUCGUCCGCUUGGUAUCGUCGCACGGCGAGGCGCGCUCUGAAGUUCGAAUAAACGGGUGUCUUGACUCAGCUCGCAAGUUCAAUUCCGCGACUCAGCUCGCAAGUUCGGUCGUGCGCUUGCGAUUCGUGCUUAGUCUACGUCCACGUCGUCAUCGUUAUCUUGGUCGUCGCCGUCACCGCCGCCGCCACACCACUGCCGCGGAGCCGAGCAAGUAAAUCCGUGCGACGGAAUUCUUGGAAUGUUCUCGGGCUCUACCUGACGCUACGUGGCCGUUUAGUCCACACAGAGGGUGUAAUGAGUGACAAGCGCGAUUGAAAGGAACACAUACACACACCCCUCCCGAGGUAGCAAUAUUGUCGUCCUCGUAGGAGAGGCGCUCGGCAACUGGAUUUAGGGGUCAUCAGAGGUGACUGCUGCAUGUCUUCUGACGCCGAUCGCGUGCUCGUCCUCGUGGAACUCUAUGUUUCGAAGAAACACACGAAAGGGAUUCAUGGCAGCCAUUAGAAAGAAGUUGGUUAUUGUAGGCGACGGUGCUUGUGGUAAAACAUGUCUUCUCAUAGUGUUCAGCAAAGACCAGUUUCCUGAGGUGUACGUACCCACAGUAUUCGAGAACUAUGUCGCUGAUAUCGAGGUGGAUGGCAAACAGGUGGAACUGGCUCUUUGGGACACAGCUGGACAAGAAGACUACGACAGGUUGCGUCCGUUGUCAUAUCCGGACACGGAUGUUAUCCUAAUGUGCUUCUCCAUCGAUAGUCCCGAUUCCUUGGAGAACAUUCCCGAGAAGUGGACACCGGAGGUGAAGCACUUCUGCCCAAACGUGCCCAUUAUCCUUGUUGGAAACAAAAAAGACUUGCGCAAUGAUCCUAAUACCAUCAAGGAGCUCGGCAAGAUGAAACAAGAGCCAGUUAAGCCUGAGGAGGGUAGGGCCAUGGCGGAAAAAAUCAAUGCUUUCGCCUACCUUGAGUGUUCUGCCAAAAGCAAGGAAGGUGUAAGGGAAGUUUUCGAAACGGCAACUCGAGCUGCAUUACAAGUAAAGAAGAAGAAGAGGGGAAGAUGUAGGCUUCUUUAAGAUGUUGUGACAAGUGAGCCCGUGAUUACGGGCAAAAUUAUGGAAUUGCGGAACUAGCUGCAAAGAAGCUAGUCAUAAUACCGCAGAUCCCCAGCGGAAACCAUGAUAUAACAUCUUACCUUUAAUUAUUUUACAUAAUAAAACAAGUCUACUGCAGCAACAAAAAAUUAGUAAAACAAAAAAGAAGGUGCAACCGCGUCGACAAAUACAUAUAUACCUAAUGUUGUAAACUGUCAAUGAAACUGAAAGGACUCGAGAAAUACUAAGUAAAUUCAAUACAAGUAUACUUAUAAUCUUACGGAAAACUAUAAUGUACAUUGUAAUGACUAUAUUGAUUGUGUAAUGUUUAACAGUAAUGAAUUGUGCUUCGAGUUUAAAUGAUUAAAACAAAAAAAUGAUUGUUAUACCAACAACUAUCUACAUUUUACGGUACACAAUUAUCUUUA
Trachymyrmex septentrionalis is the source of this 1918-nucleotide messenger RNA. RefSeq names its product ras-like GTP-binding protein Rho1 (gene Rho1). The record is from RefSeq and is a predicted model, not a curated record. Bases 864 to 1472 code for a protein of 202 amino acids. Lineage: Eukaryota; Metazoa; Arthropoda; Insecta; Hymenoptera; Formicidae. Gene Ontology annotation, biological process: small GTPase-mediated signal transduction; cell migration. Gene Ontology annotation, molecular function: GTPase activity; GTP binding. The transcript has 5 exons.